AUGAGGAAAAUGUCCGUGUGUUUAACAGCUCAAAUUCUCAAGGCUUCAUGGUUUUUCAUACCCCUCUUGUUAAAUUUGAAUUAUGUUCUGGGUCAAGAACACCGGGUGAUGACACAGUCGUGUGAUGGCGACUGGGUCCGGUAUGAGGACAGCUGUUACCGAUAUUAUACGUCACAGAUGGCAUGGAUCUACGCCUUCAAGACGUGCCAGUCAGACAAUGGAUUCCUUACAGACAUUGAAAACGCAGACGAGCAAGCCUUUCUGCAAAAUUUAACGAGCAGGGCAAAAUUUUGGUUAAGCGCGUCAGAUUCUGUGGGUGACUGGUUUAAAUGGAUGUGGUAUGGCGGUAUUCACCCCUGGGGAUAUACCAACUGGGACACCGGUCAACCUGAUAACUCUGGGGGUAAUGAGGACUGUGCUGUAGUCAAAGAAAACGGAAAAUGGGACGAUUUGGACUGUAGCUCGACUUUGCCAUUUGUCUGUAAAAGAAAAGUUACGAUAUCUUUUUGCGAUUCAACAUGGAAAAAGAAAGAUGGAGGAUGCUUCAAAGUAUUUCCUGAUUUCAAGAACUGGCUAGACGCUCAAAGAACUUGUCAAUCAAAUUCAGCCACACUUGCUAAUAUCGAUAGCAUUUCUAAACAAAAUUAUGUGUUUGGUUUAUUUCGUGUUUGGUUGAUUUGGAUUGGUGGGUUUUACUCACCGACGGAAGACGUUUGGGCAUGGGCUGGAACGAACCUACCAUGGGAAUAUCAGUAUUGGGGCCCAGGUCAGCCAAAUAACGGUAGAUUACAGAACUGCCUUGGGCUUGCUCCAUCUACUGGAUUCUGGGACGAUGGAAAAUGCGAUGGCCACUACAUACAAUAUAUAUGUGAAAGGAAGACGUUUUAUCUUACCGAAGAUCCUGUUUUGACAUUGGCAGUGGAGGCUUCUAGCAAUGAAACGAGACUCAUCUGUGCUUUUAUUUUCAACAUUUCGGACGUCGAUUUCUCUGUGGAAUGGUAUCUGAAUGAUAAAGUUAUUAAAGAAGACACACUUAUUAAUAAAACAGAGGGCUUAUUACUGGAAAAAGAUAUUACAUUGUUAAAGCAAGGAGAUCAGAUGAAGUGUGUUGUUACUCCGUGCAUGCCAGGAAACUGCAGUAUGAGAGGUUCUUCACGAGAAAGCAACGUUAUAUCUGCAAAGAUUCAGGUUGAAAGCGGAGCUCAGAUCACAUUGGCUGAGAGUUUAGGCCCCGCCCUUAUUAAUAUCACCAGCACUGUCCCCCCACACCUGUUCUGUGAACAAAGUCACCGAGAUAGCCCUGAAUUAUGUAACCCACAUGUGUCUAUUCAAUUAGUGAGAGGAUGGGAAAGAACAUGUAUUCGUUCGCAUGUGCCCAUUAGUCAAGCUGUAUUCGGUACAUACGUUCCACAUUCCAAACCAUGUACAUAUAAGAUGACAUGGUCAUCUGAAGUGUUAAUACCAGUGAAGGCAACACUGGACGGCAUUGUUGACAGAAACCAAUACAGAAACAUCCGGGUUCUUUUUACCGCUUCCAACGUCACAAAGCUCAUAUCUACUGUACAGAUGACUAUAGUGGAUGAAGAUAGGAUAGCAACAUGUUCAUCUAUAAAUGACCCUCACAUGACAACAUUUGAUAAAAGUUAUUAUGACAACUAUUUGGAAGGCGAAUUUGUAUUGUACAGGCACAAGAGCUUGCCUUAUGAGGUCCGAGUCUUCUACCGUAGAUGUAAUACAGUGGCUGCCUGUAACUGUGCUGUUGCGGUUAAGUCUGGGGAUGACGUCAUACUACUCGAUGUCUGUGGUCCUUCAGUUAAAGCAACUACAAGAAAACCUGUUUUCACGAUAAAAAUGUAUUUGAAUGGAGAACUUACUCCGGGAACUGAGGUUAUUUCACAUGGAGGAGGAAAAACAUACGAGGUUGUACUUCCGACCGGAGCAAGGAUUUUUGUUAUGACCGGACAGAUUAUCAGUAAUAGACAAUUUCUAAAUGUUAAAAUGGUGGCAUCAACAGUUGAUUUCAAUCAAACAGAGGGACUUUGUGGGACAUUUGAUGGAGACAAAAAUAACGAUCUGAUGAAAAGGGAUGGCUCGUUGUAUACAGGAGGAGUUAAACAUCCUAACGAGUUUUCCUUGACAUGGAGGGUUUCCCUUGAAGAAUCGCUAUUCAAGGGCGACUGCAGGUCCUCCAACUCUGGUAUGGUUGAAAAGAGACAUUACUGUGAUUGUUUGGAGGGAGAAACCGCCAUAUGUCAAGAAAGGGUGGAUGUAAUGACCUGUGCAGAAAUCGAGAAAAGGAGAGGCCUUCUGAACGGACAAAAGGGAGUGAAACUUAUCACACAGGACUUGAUGAACGAUGCGGAGACCCCUCCUAUACGCUGUGGGUCCACAAGGAACGAAUCGUUUGAAUACGAUCCACAGUAUAGGCAACCGAUUCCAGAAUGGCCUACUGCAAGUAAUAUCACCGAACCCAUAGCACGAAAUUUCUGUAAACAUUUCCUAGAAAACGACAAAGCAGGAGCUUUAUGCGUGAAUGUCUCUGGAAUUGAUAUUGAUCCCAUACUGCAAGGCUGUAUAAGUGACAUCCAGCUUACGGACAGUACUGAUUGGGCAAAGGAGAGUCUUGACAAUUUGCUACGUGAAUGUAUAACUAUCAUAGAGACAGAUGAUUGGAGCAAUGUAACGAGACCUGAUGUAUUAGAUAUUAUAUGUCCAAACAAUUGUUGGGGGAAUGGGAACUGUUCUGAUGGACUUUGUCAGUGCUUCCAUCCUUGGAUUGGAGACGAUUGCUCCGUCAACAAAACUGUGCCACCAGAGCUUCAUCAAGUUGGCGAUGGGGAGCCGUGUGACUCUGUUUGUUCAGAGUGUCUCUCUGUCAGAUUAUACGGCGAGAACUUUGCUGAUCUUGAAAAUCUUACAUGUCACUAUAGAAUAUUAAAUUUAUCAUUGGAACCAAUAUCAGAUGUAAAAUCAAUAAAGGCAGAGUACUUCAACAGUCAUAUGGUUAAAUGCACUCUUCAAGAGGUAGCAUUUUAUGAAAUUGCAGUCAGCAAUGACGGAGAGAUCAUGAGUGAUUACAUACAAUACAUUGUUUUCAGCAGCCAUUGUCACCGUUGCAAUAGCUCUUGGUGUACAAAAAGGAAUGAUGUUUGCAAAAUAAAUGAUGAAUGUCAAGAGCAUGGCUUUGUGAAUCCAACGAAUACGUUGGAAGUUUGCAACGUAACUCUUUCCAAAUUCCAGUGGACUAGAUUAAAUGUUGAAAAUAUCCCCAUGAAAAGUUACACUUUUCAAGAUGUAUCUGGCCAGUUUGUCAUCACGAGGGAAUCGAGGCUCUAUGUAGGAGGAACAGGUUUACCAACAUUAACAGAGUCAUUGAACAGGAAGGCUCUCGUAUUAAAUGGUUAUCAGUAUCUCUCACUAGGAGGUUUAUUAGAUACUAGUUCCUGUUUUCAUGACGUGGAGGGGAGUCCUUUUGGUAUAACUAUCACUCUCGUCGUCAAGUUGUCGAGAAGCGCUAGCACCUGCUUUGUUUUCAGUUCCGGUGGAGAGAAAGUUUCUCAUUACGGGUACGCUAUGUGGCUCGAGAAUGACAGUCUAUAUGCCAAGGCUAGUAAUAGUAGGCACGAAUGGGUCGUUUCUACUUCCAGCGUGAAGAUGGAGGAAUUUAUUCACAUACAGAUGAUGUGGAGUCUGCAAAGUGGUUUACAACUAACUAUAAAUUCCAACACGAUGACAUCAAGCAAAAAUUGUAUUUCAAGACCAGAAUCAAAUUACACACCUCUUAAAGAAUUUGUAAUUGGAGGUUCUUCAAAAAAGGACCAAAACUGUAAAUUAUCUAUAGAACGUCUAGCUUUUGUGUGUGCCUCUGGAGACCUUAUCAACACAACCAACAGUACAGAUUUGCCUGUCACUGAACGGACAACUACGGUUGGCAUACUUACUGGUAAGCCAUGCGAACAGUCGACUUCGUCAGCAACAACGUUAGAAGCUGCUGUCAUCUCAACAUCUGUACUCUCAGGAGUUUUAUUUUGUACAGUUUGUUGCGUAUUUUUAUUUUUCGGAUGCAAACAGCGUCGGAAAAAGAAACAAUACAUUCAUAUUGUGUCACCUGAUCAAAGUAAAACUGACCAAACAGCAAAUGCGAAGAGGGCUGCACUUAAUUCAGUAUUCGCGGACGAUACCGGAACCUCAGCUUACAGGCAUCAUUGGACAGGCGAGACUCCUUUAUGGAGAGUACACAGGUACGCAGAGCAUGAUAGAAUAAGGAUCAAUACGAAAAAUAACGGUAUGACAAAUUCAAACAUUAUGGGAGCCCAUGAAGCAGAAACUAGAGUUCCUGUUGAAACGAGAUACGGCAAUGCUGUUUAUGGGUUUUCCAGAGAGCCAAGCACAGGUCCGUAUACUCGUACAACCAAUGAAAUUAAUACACGUCACGUAGAAAGCACAAGGUGCAUCCUUCAGUCCGGGAUUUCAUCGACAGGCGAAAAUGGACACGUACCAACUUUCUAUCAAAGACGACCUGAUGAUCAGGUGCUCUGGAUUCAAAGUCCAAGAAUGAAGAAUGAGUUAGAUGUGAGCACAACCUUAAAGAGGGAACGCCAUGAACAGAUAGAAGAUAGUUCACGUGUUAGAAGUUUUAGUGAAUCAAAUACUUUGACAAGUGGUAACCAAUUAUUUCCUGAUAAUACUACAAAGAAAAGUAGAAUAGAAAAUCAAAAUCAAAACCGAAUGGUGAAAACUGUAAAAACCAUCCUAUCCAGAGAAGAUACUAGUAGUUCAAAAGAGAAAAGCCAUGUUUGCACAAACUGCAAGGGUCAUUAUGAAUUUCAUAAAGAUACCAGUAUGCUUGACGGCGCUGUCUUUAGAAAGACUAAUGGCUUUAAAGACAGCAGUUGUCAAACAGAAUCUUAUUCCGAACCCUCUGGAAAAACUCAAAGUUAUAUUGCCCAUGCCCAUAACGACCAAUUCAGCAAUAAAAACCAAAGUGAGAAUAGAAAUUAUACUGAGUCACGUUAUUUGUACGCCAUUAGCUCUCGUCAACCUUGGCCAGAUUUUCCAGAAACAAAAUUAGGUCGACAAGACAUGUUAAACCUUGUUUCGGAUAAAAAUAAGGAAAUUAAACAUGGCAGCAUGGCUUGUUCCAUUGCUGAAGAAAAACAAUCAAGUCAAUCAAAAAAGUUUGAUGUUUCAAAAGAGGAAAUCAUGGAAAGCAGGGAUCAGGCCGAGUGCAGCAAUCAAUCACAGGUUUUAGAUAGCAAGGUUUAUUUAUCUAAAGAAGCAUUGCAGGAGGGAAAACAGGGCCCGGAAAUACAAGUAGAAACCAUGUGGAUGCCAAGCGAAACUGAAGAGGAUAGCAUAAGUUUAUUGUCUUGUGGAACAGAGAUUGAAAUGGGGGGAAUAAUGAAGGAUGCAGAAAUGCAGAGAAAAGAUGGUAUUGAUAAAUCAUAUGAAAUUAGGACGGAAUGGAUUCCAGAAAUGACCAGUCGAACACAAGCCACGUUUUAUUGUGCAUCAUGCAAUGCAAGUUCUGAAAUUUUGAAUUUUGAUGAAAUGCAAAAUGAAACCGCUCGAUUUCAGCCGGACUCGUCUACGUUUGCUUGGAAAAGCGCAUCAAACACCCAACUUAGCAAAGUAAAACUGCAGGAAAAAUCUACAGAUGAACUUUUUGAGAUGAAACUUGACAAGGAAGUCGUUCCACGAAGUGACAUGCAUGUACUGGAAAGAGAUAUGUUUUUAACAGAUUCCCAAAAAUAUCUUGCAACUCAUAGCAAAAUUGACAAUGGAAAACAAGUAAACCGCAAAUAUGCAACAGAUAAAAAGUCGGAAAGUAGAGAAAAUGAAAGUCAAUUUCUUGAAGCCAGAUUGCUUAAUAUGCAUUUAGGUAUAAAAGAAGAAAUGUAUUCAUCUGUUCACAUUUUAAAUGGACAUCAGGUUGAUCGAAAAAAUAAGAAAUCAUGUAAUCAUUGUCCUAAAAAUUUGGAUCCGGAGUCUUCCUUGCAAACACAUUUGUCUAUGGGCUUAGGAAAAGCCAAAUUGGGGACGCAAACUGGUGAAGUGAAAAUCAAAGAGCAACAUAAAAUACAAGCACACCCCCAAAGCAUCCAGAUGGUUGGCCAUGUUGCUUCAAAAAUGCAUGAAAACAACCAAGAAAAAUAUAGGCGCUUUCAAUUGUUAAAGAAAACAGAUGACAGCGAUGUAUUCAUUAAACAUCCUUAUGAACAAAUAAAAGACUUUGCUGUUGGUUUUAAGAAACAAGAAACGCUCCCAGAGGAUUCUUCACAUGAAGAAAAUGAUGGUUAUUAUCAGUCCGGGGAAACCAUGUUCAAAACAACUGCAGAAGAAUCCAAAGAAUCCGUCUUGAAGGACCAUCAUUCUGAAUCUAUCGUAGAGGGGUCGCUGCAGAAAACAGGAUCAGUCCAUACAAGUUACAAUAGGACAUCCUCGAUGUCUAAAAUAGAUGUCCCUGGAAAUGAAUGGACCAGGGAACCCGCGAACACAUCAAACACAACAGACAGAGGAAAUCACAUCUACACAACAUACCCGGCAUGGAAAGUCGACAUUAACGCUGACAAAUAAUCCACUAUUACUUGCAAGCAAAUUUUAUAAACUUUUGUGUAUCGACUGGGUUAAAGUAUUUGAGUAAUGCAGGCAUGUUUUAUUUCAUUUCUUAUUUUUGUUUUUAUUA
Magallana angulata is the source of this 6685-nucleotide messenger RNA. RefSeq lists its product as uncharacterized. Bases 1 to 6576 code for a protein of 2191 amino acids. Gene Ontology annotation, molecular function: signaling receptor activity. NCBI's taxonomy places the organism in Eukaryota, Metazoa, Mollusca, Bivalvia, Ostreida, Ostreidae. The transcript has 29 exons. The record is from RefSeq and is a predicted model, not a curated record.